ACUGCAGGCCCAGGGAGGGCCAUGAAGGUGCUGUUCCUCACGGGGCUCGGGGCCCUGUUCUUCGCCUAUUAUUGGGAUGACAACUUUGACCCAGCCAGCCUCCAGGGAGCCCGUGUGCUGCUGACAGGGGCCACUGCUGGUGUCGGUGAGGAGCUGGCUUAUCAUUAUGCCCACCUAGGCGCCCACCUGGUACUCACUGACCACACUGAAGCCCUCCUGCAGAAGGUGUUAGGGAACUGCCGGAAGCUGGGCGCCCCCAAGGUCUUCUACAUCGCUGCGGACAUGGCCUCCCCUGAGGCGCCCGAGCGCGUGGUGCGGUUUGCGCUGGAGAUGCUGGGCGGGCUGGACUACCUCGUACUGAACCACAUCGGGGCCACCCCGGCCGGCAUGCGGGCUCGCAGCGCCCAGGGCACCCGCUGGCUUAUUCAGGUGAAUUUCUUGAGCUAUCUGCAGCUGACUUCCUUGGCCCUGCCGAGCCUGACAGACAGCAAAGGUGCCUUGGUGGUGGUGUCCUCCCUGCUUGGCCGCGUGCCCGCCUCCUUCUCCGCCCCCUAUUCGGCGGCCAAGUUCGCACUGGAUGGUUUCUUUGGCUCCCUUCGGCGGGAACUGGACGUGCAGGAUGUGAACGUGGCCAUCACCGUGUGCGUCCUGGGCCUCCAGGAUCGUGCUUCGGCUGCCGAGGAAGUCAGGGGCGUCAGGAGGGCCAGGGCGGCCCCAGGGCCCAAGGCAGCUCUGGCCGUGAUCCGUGGUGGCGCCACGCGGGCCUCAGGCGUCUUCUACCCGUGGCGCUUCCACUUGCUGUGUCUGCUGCGGGGCUGGGUACCGCGCCCGCGGGCCUGGUUCAUCCGCCAAGAGCUCAAUGUCACGGCCACGUCCAUAUUGGCUGCCUGA
This is a messenger RNA of Orycteropus afer afer, 891 nucleotides long. It is a transcript of the gene HSD11B1L, whose product is annotated as hydroxysteroid 11-beta dehydrogenase 1 like. The record is from RefSeq and is a predicted model, not a curated record. Bases 22 to 891 code for a protein of 289 amino acids. NCBI's taxonomy places the organism in Eukaryota, Metazoa, Chordata, Mammalia, Tubulidentata, Orycteropodidae. Gene Ontology annotation, molecular function: oxidoreductase activity. Gene Ontology annotation, cellular component: intracellular membrane-bounded organelle. The transcript is spliced from 7 exons.